GUGAGUCCAGCAGGGCAGCGAUGUGGUUCCGGUUCGGCGUCAUUCUCACGCCAGAGUCCUCCGACGUGGAGGUGUUUGUCUUGGGCUCUCGGGACGAAAUGGGUCACUGGGACCCGAGCAGGGCGGUUCCGAUGAAGGCUUGUCGGACUCUGCCGUCCUCGGAGGAGCCGUGUCUGUGGACCGGGGACGUGCAGCUGGCGGAGCCGUUCACCGACCCGCUGUGGUUCAAGUUCCUCCAGAGAGUCCGAGGAGGAGAGGUGGUCUGGGAAGGGAGCGGCCCAAGCCAUGACAGAUGCUGCUCUUAUGAUGAGAGGAACGUGGUGGAGGGAGUGUACUGCCACCCAAUCGGACACUGGAUAGAAGAAACAGGACACACGGAUGAGAUGAAGCACACCACUAACUUUUACUUUGGUGUGGCCGGUCAGAAGGCCAUGCAUUUCUCCAGGGUGCUGAGCUGCGUUUGGCUGGGGAGCUGCCCUCGACAGGUGGAGCACGUGACCAUAAAGAUGAAGCAGGAACUGGGCGUCACGGCGGUGAUGAACUUCCAGACCGAGUGGGACGUGGUGAACAACUCCCGAGGCUGCAUGCGCGACCCCGGGGACGCCAUGACCCCGGAGACCAUGACGGAUUUAUACAAAGACUGCGGCCUGGCAUACGUGUGGAUGCCCACGCCGGACAUGAGCACCGAGGGUCGGAUCAGGAUGCUCCCGCAGGCCGUCUUCUUGCUCCACGGCCUCCUGGAGAACGGACACACCGUGUAUGUCCACUGUAACGCCGGAGUGGGCAGGUCCACGGCGGCCGUGUGCGGCCUGCUCAUGUACGUCCUCGGCUGGACCCUGAGAAAAGUGCAGUACUUUGUAGCAGCCAAGAGGCCUGCGGUGUACAUCGACGAGGAAGCUUUAAUCCGGGCUCAAGCGGACUUCAUCCAGAAGUUUGGACAGCUUCGAUCCUCCAUAUCCUGCCCAGAAACAUAAAGUCCUCCAAUUUGUUGUUUUUCUGCUUCGUUUUGUGGAAAUUAAUAACAAGCUUCAAAGGGACUGUGGUUGAUCUCCAACUACCCGGAGAGAGUUUUCUGCUUUCACCCGUAUGAAAAGUAAUGAAUCUUACCGUGACAUGUUAGCUUUUACUUCCCUGCCGUUUAGUUCAUACUGCCACUCGGAGUCAGCCGAGGUUACUGUGAGUAAUUUUCACUGCGUGUCCGUUGGGGUGUUUGGAAAGACCUUUUCUUUUAGCCUUUUUAGUGGUAAUCAAUAAAUAGAGUUGACAUUUUCAGAAGGCAACUUUUAGCUGAUGCAGUAAAGUGCAACGAAUGGAGCGAAGAUGCAGAAAAACAAACGCCGUGACAAUAAAAA
Molecule: messenger RNA, 1352 nt
Organism: Salarias fasciatus (jewelled blenny)
Lineage: Eukaryota; Metazoa; Chordata; Actinopteri; Blenniiformes; Blenniidae
Gene: epm2a
Product: EPM2A glucan phosphatase, laforin
Exons: 5
Coding region: 21-974 (317 amino acids)
Biological process (GO): protein dephosphorylation
Cellular component (GO): nucleus; cytoplasm
Molecular function (GO): carbohydrate phosphatase activity; starch binding; protein tyrosine phosphatase activity
Source: RefSeq, a predicted model, not a curated record